GCAAGCUUCUUUAAUCAAAGGUUCCUUAAAGCUUUACAUGAAUAGAUUCCAAAACUUACAUGAGUUCUCCCACGAGGAAACAUAAAGCCAGCAGAAAACACAAGAGGGUAGUGAACGAGAGGAACCAGCGACCAGUAAUGGGAAACACUGAGCUUUUAAACUGAGGGAAGUGAAUGUGGAACAAAGGAAUGAGAGGCAAGGCAAUCAGCAGGAAUUAGUCAGGUGUGGACCGGGUAGGCAGGGAGACUGAGGAACAGAUGAACUGAUACAAAACUAAACCAUGGGAGAAGGGACUAAAUAACAAACUCAGGGAAACCGAUCUAAGAAAACUAUAACAACCUAAGAUAUAAGAACUAACAAGGUAACCUGAAGACAUAGGAGGAAGACCUAACUGAAAGUAAACAAACCCAAACAACUAAUGAUGCUGAAAUAAAGCACACACAAGAAUUCAGGAAUAAAUAAGAAAAAUAAACUAUCAAAGCCCCACAGAACAAAAACACAAACCAGAACCCAAAAUGGCAGAACCUGACAAAAGGUUUCUACCACUGAAUUUAGGAGAAACAUCCAGGUUUUAGAAGUCUCACUUUUGGAAAAUAUAUACUUCUAAUAUAGAUAAAUAUUACGGAGCCAUGGUAAAUAUUUAUAUAAAACUCUGUGGAAUUUCUUUUUACCUUUCUGAUAGCUGAUACCUUUGUUCACUGAGAUAAAUCUGAACAUCUGUACCCUCUCUGCAAACCGGGCCUUUAAAUAAAGUCUGCAAAUGAUCAGAUGUCAGAAUAACCCUGCUUGGACAGGCAAACUUUAUUUCAGGUGAAACGUAGUAUUAGUUCAAUGUGUGCAGUAUGCAACAAGACUGCUGCAGCUUUUUGUGUUCAACAUUUUUACCUGAACAGAUUUGUCGGUCUUUUUCGGAUGAAUUGUUCAGGAUAUGUGUCACAUUAAAGGUGGAAAACGUCAUCAUGGUCUCAUUUUAACACGAGUGGAAACACUUUUAAGAUCUGAUGCAAUAAACAACUGCUCCGUGUUCUUCUUUUUUGUCUUUUGCUGUUUCUCAGUAGAAAAAAGCAUAAUGACUUUGUCAAAACAAGACCAAGCCCAGGCUAAUUAAAUGAGGAAUGGUAUUAGUGACUCAUACAGGACAUGGUUGGUCAGAAAACGGGACGACUGUGAAUUGUUUUAAAAAAAUAAAAAUGACAAGGUAAAAAGGUCAAAUACACUCAAGUGUUUAAUUUAGAUCUGAGAAAGCCUUGCAGGAUGCUGGACAGCAGAAGAAACUUAUUGUUGCAGCCACAAAAAAUAAAUGAGCUGGGAAAAUAUCUCCAUCUGAUCUAGUAUGACUGUGUUCAGUGUGUGGAGUUAAUGAGUUAUUAAAGCAGAGCUGCAACAUUUCAGUAAAGCAGAGAACAGUUAGUUUUAUGUUCUUCAAAGGCUCCCACUGUCCCCUAGCUCCUCCCUCUCUGUACCGUGUGACAACAACAACUCAUCCACAGAGCGGUGCUGCACUUUUCAGCUCAUUUUCCUCCUGUCAUUCCUCCUCCUAUCUUUGAUCAUUGUCCCCUCUGAGAAAAAAGAGAAAAACUCACUCAGCACGCCUUUUUCGCUCUAGCUCGUUUUUUUUUUUACUUCUCAACUUAACUGAGGAGCUAAACUCUGAAGGAUUUCUCAUCUAGGGGUGUCUCGGCAGGCUGGCUUUUUUACUUUGAACUUCGGGCAGCUCUCCUUCCCCCUCUCGUAGGUGACCAUGGCCGUACCGGCUGCUCUGAUCCCACCAACUCCUCUCGUCCCGCCGCCUCCGAUCUCCACUCCCUCCGCCACCACGUCCCCGCCGUCGACAACUUCGUCCCCGUCUCCAUCCCUGGCGCCGCCGUCGGGACCUGGUCAGAACCUGUUCAGAUCGGAGCUCCUCGGCACCAGCAGCCCGGGCAUCCCGACCCCGACCGCGGCUUUGCCCCCGAGCAAGCCCGUCUACUCGACCCCGUCGCCCGUCGAGAACAUCCCGCAGAACAACGAGUGCAAGAUGGUCGAGCUGCGCGGCGCCAAGGUGGCUUCGUUCACCGUGGACGGCUGCGAGCUCAUCUGCCUCCCGCAGGCGUUCGACCUGUUCCUGAAGCACCUGGUCGGCGGGCUGCACACGGUCUACACCAAGCUGAAGCGGCUGGAGAUCACGCCGGUCGUGUGCAACGUGGAGCAGGUCCGCAUCCUCAGGGGGCUGGGUGCCAUCCAGCCGGGGGUGAACCGCUGCAAGCUCAUCUCCAGAAAGGACUUCGAGACGCUCUACAACGACUGCACCAAUGCGAGCUCCAGACCCGGCCGGCCCCCAAAGAGGACCCAGAGUGUGACGUCGCCGGAGAACCCCCACAUCAUGCCCCACUCGGUGCCUGGACUCAUGUCCCCUGGCAUGAUGCCUCCCACAGGUAAUCUGGUCUUUCUUGGAGGACAGAUCGGCUGUGUGGCUAUAAACUGUGGCUCUUCCCACAAGUUAGAGAGCAUCAGAGAGCUCCACUGCGGCACUCCCCCUGAGCGGCACCUGAUUUGUGGGGGAAAUUUAUCACACAAACAGCCCAGAGGCCUGACAGCGGCCGCGGCAGCAGCUGCCAACGCAGCCAUCGCAGAGGCCAUGAAGGUCAAGAAGAUCAAGCUGGAGGCGAUGAGCGGCUACCACGGCAACGCCAACCACCACGGAGCUGAUGGGGAGAAUGGAGACCUCAGCUCCGGCGUUGGCCUCGAACUCCCCUUCAUGAUGAUGCCACACCCCCUGAUCCCAGUCAGCCUGCCGCCAGCCUCUGUCACCAUGGCAAUGAGCCAGAUGAACCACCUCAGCACCAUUGCAAACAUGGCUGCUGCAGCCCAGGGCCAGAGUCUGCCUUCCAGAAUGGUCACCUCUGUUAUAAAGGGGUUGCAGGAACGUGUGCUGGACAGUCCCUCCCCUGCUCCCUCCUUAGAAGACAACAGGAGGCCCGGCAGCCACCCUUCAUCCCACCGGAGCAGCAGCGUGUCCAGCUCCCCAGCCCACACAGAAAGCUCUUCAGACAGGAUACCAGCACAUCACAAUGGGCUGUCGAUGAACCAAGCCCUCCUAGGCCUGUCCCCCAACCUUGCCCCUGGUCCUAAAGAAGGAGACCUCGCCCACGACAUGAGUCAUGAAGUGAAAAGGAUGCACACUGACAAAGAGGACAAUUCCAUGUGUACUCCAACAGCAAGAGACAGCUAUGAGAGGUUGUCACUGGCUGGACAGACUCUGCCUCCAGGUUUUCCAUCGCCAUUUCUCUUCCCAGAUGGACUGUCGUCAAUAGAAACUCUUCUCACCAACAUACAGGGCCUCCUAAAAGUAGCCAUUGACAACGCCCGGGCUCAGGAGAAGCAGGUGCAGCUGGAGAAGACGGAGCUGAAGAUGGAGCUGUUCAGAGAGCGGGAGCUCCGGGAGACUCUGGAGAAGCAGCUCGCCAUGGAGCAGAAGAAUAGAGCAAUCAUCCAGAAGCGUCUGAAGAAGGAGAAGAAGGCCAAGAGGAAACUGCAAGAAGCUCUGGAGUACGAGUCAAAAAGGAGGGAGCAGGCGGAGCAGACUCUGAAGCAGCCGUCGCCCUCAGACAGCAUGCGCUCCCUCAACGACUCUCUGACCCCUGAGAUGGAGAGUGACCGCGGCAGUGGAAGAACAGAUGCUGAAAGGACAAUACAAGAUGGAAGACUGUUCCUGAAAACUGCAGUGAUGUACUGAUAAGCCCGCGAGGAGCUGGAGGACAGAAAGAUUUUAUAUUAAAAAAAAAUAAUAAUUAAAAUAAAAGGACUGAAAGAAAAACCCAUGAAGGUUCCGGGGAAGCCCCUAACCCAGGCCGAUUUAGCUGAAGAGAGUUCAAGCUGCUCAUAAGUGGAAAUGCUGUGUUCACCCCCAAACGCUGGAGGAGUCUGAAUGUACAACGAAGAAGUCUUUUCCAUCACGGAAGGAAAACCUAAAGUAAUCUGAUGAGGCAGUGUUUUAAUGCAUCAGGUUCAUCGACGUGAAGGAUAAACUCAUAGAACCGAGCACAGUAAAAAUGUACCCAAGGUGCAUUGUUGGUAAUAACUCCUAAGUUCACAGCACUGAAGAUUUUUUAUACUGUAUCUCAGCCAGCGAGAAAGCUUUGAAAUAAAAAUUCGACUGAAGUUUUGUUUUUGUAUUUCAAAAUAAAUCCUGAGAAGCUAAAAGAAAAAAAAAAAAGAUGAACAUUGUGGAGGAGAGGGGGAAAAAAUGUGAAUCUAUCCACGCGGUCAUCAAAAGAAAGAAGAUCUGUUUGAUUUUCAUGUUUUCUAAAUUAGAUGAGAAUACAAUCAAGUUCCGUUUUUACCAUCGUUGUACAUACAAGAGCUAAUGAUAAAGAUAGGAAGACUCACUCUGCUGAACCCGAGGUAAGGUAUGUGUAUAUAACGUUAAGAGGUAUUGUGUAUGCAGUAGAGCUAAUAGGCAAACAAUACCGCCAUUUAUAUAAACCUUUCCCAUUUUUGUUCUAUCUCUGAGCCAUCAUCCUUUCCUAUAGCUGCCAUUUUCUGGCGAGAAAGCAUGCAGGCAUGUAAAUGUUUGUCCUGGAAUUAUGAUAUUUAAUAAAUCCUAUAUUGUCCUGAACAAAUAACCAGGGUGGACUCGCCCAAGCCCAGACAAUUCUAAAAUCAUGAUUAAGGAUGUUUUACUCUCAAAACGAAGACUUUUGCUGUUGAUAGUACUGUAAUCUUUGUAACAGAGGUCAUAUUUCUUGGAAUUUACUGUCUAUUGUCCUCUUGAGACACUCUUAAAAUCAGCACACCUUGUUGCUUUCUUUUUGUUUGUAAGUAUCUGGUCUGAUUAUCAUCACGUGCCAGCUUGAAACAAUCAGUUAAGGACGCUACUUUUUAAAAAGCGAAUACCACUUUAUUACAUUGUGUUUAACACAUUUAGUUUUCAGAGUGUUUCAUGAUACCCUGAUGAGAAGAAGAAAAAUACUUUCCUUUCCCUAAAGACUUUUGAAUUGUGGUGCUGAAACACCUGUGUAUAUUCUCUAGUCAUGAGCUGAUGUCAGUCCUUUAUCUGCUUAACAAUUUAGACCUUAUGUGUUACAAUCAAAAAGACGAGGAGGAGGAAGAAGAAGAAGGGAAGCGUAUCCCAUGUUCACGAUGUGUUUGUUCCUUUUGUUCUUAAUGGAGUGUCUAAGUCUGUUGUCACUGAUAACUUAUAUAGCUUCUCAAAUCAUCUCUUUCAUUGUACUUCAAAUUCAAAUAAAGUUAAAAUGUUGAUGA
Girardinichthys multiradiatus is the source of this 5244-nucleotide messenger RNA. It is a transcript of the gene dachd, whose product is annotated as dachshund d. The record is from RefSeq and is a predicted model, not a curated record. The coding region runs from base 1742 to 3715 and encodes 657 amino acids. The transcript has 12 exons. NCBI's taxonomy places the organism in Eukaryota, Metazoa, Chordata, Actinopteri, Cyprinodontiformes, Goodeidae.